AUGGCGCCGCACGCCGACCUGGACGAAAAUGAAGACCACAUCGUGCGCCUCCCGGCCCCCGAAAGACCGCCCUUCUCGCCCUCGCCGCCGCGGAUCCUGAUCAUCGGCGGCGGCAACCGGGGGAUCGCCUACUCCAAGGCCAUCCAGAAGUCAACCAACGGCCUCGUCGUGGGCAUCGUGGAGCCCAUCGCCGUGAAGCGGCGCCACAUCGGCCGCAAGUACAUCUGGGGCAGCUCCGGCAAGCCUUCCGAGGGCCAGGAGUUCGAGACAUGGGCCGAGUUCGUGCGCUGGGAGAGGGAGCGCCGGCGCAGGGCCGAGGCCGGCGAGGAGGGCGUCCCGCAGGGCGUCGACGCCGUCUUCGUCUGCGUGCAGGACCAGAUGCACCGGCAGGCCGUGCUGGACCUGGCGCCGCUGGACCUGCACGUCAUGUGCGAGAAGCCGCUGGCCCCGAACCUGGGCGACUGCAUCGACAUAUACAAGGCGCUCCUGCCCGACCCGUCGGCGGCGCCGUCGAGGCUCUUCGCCGUUGGCCACGUCCUCCGCUACAGCCCGCACAACAUGCUGCUGCGGAAGCUUUUGGUCGAGGACAGGGUCAUUGGCGAGGUCAUGGCCGUCAACCAUACGGAGCCUGUGGGCUGGAAUCAUUUCACUCAUAGCUAUGUGAGGGGAAAUUGGCGGAAGGAGUCGACAUCUGCACCAUCUCUCCUCGCGAAAUCGUGUCACGAUAUAGACUUGUUGUACUGGCUGUUAGCAGCCAACGCCGGGGGGCCCUCAAAGCCAGUUCACGUCCCCCGAGACAUCUCCUCGUCCGGUUCACUCCAGCACUUCAAGCGGUCCCAAAAACCAGCCGAGGCGGGCAACGCAACAAACUGCAUGUCCUGCGCCCUCGAGCCGUCCUGCCAGUACUCCGCAAAGCGGGUCUACACCAGCCCGCAGCUCAAGAGCGAGAACCAGGACCGCUGGGCCCGGAUAGCCUGCCCGGAGAUGGAGGAGUGCAUCGCGGCGGGCGGCCCCGCCGCCGGCCAGGAGGCGCUGCUCGCGAAGCUGGCGGAGGACUACGACGCCUCGUCCAUGUCUGCGGGCGAGAUCAGCAGCCGGAACUGGUUUGGCCGCUGCGUCUACGAGGCUGACAAUGACGUGUGCGACAACCAGACGGUCACGCUGACGUGGGACGACGACCCGGUGGCGCAGGAUGGGGAGACGGAGCGCGAGGCGCUGGCGGGUAGGGCUAGCAAGACCGCGACGCUGCACAUGGUGGCUUUCACCAAGAAGAUCUGCCAGCGGUUCACGCAUAUUUACGGCGCGGACGGCGAGAUAACCGCAGACAGCUCGUCUAUCACGGUGGAGGACUUCAAGACCGGAGGGAGGCGGGUCUUCUACCCAUAUGUCCCCAAGGGAGGUGGGCAUGGCGACGCAGAUGAGGGUCUGGCCCGCCAAUUCGUCUUGGCUGUCGACAAGGUCAAGAACCAUGGCUGGGGCGUGGCACAGGCCCAGAAGGAAUACAUGGGGUGUUCCUUAGAAGACGUGAUCAUGAGCCACAGUAUGGUAUUUGCAGCAGAGGAUGCGAGGAAAAGCAGGACCGUGGUUGAUUUCCCUAAGUGGUGGGAGAAGAAUGUUGUCAGGUGA
Molecule: messenger RNA, 1626 nt
Organism: Diaporthe citri
Lineage: Eukaryota; Fungi; Ascomycota; Sordariomycetes; Diaporthales; Diaporthaceae
Exons: 2
Coding region: 1-1626 (541 amino acids)
Molecular function (GO): nucleotide binding
Source: RefSeq, a predicted model, not a curated record